Paramecium tetraurelia is the source of this 333-nucleotide messenger RNA. RefSeq lists its product as uncharacterized. The transcript has a single exon. Lineage: Eukaryota; Ciliophora; Oligohymenophorea; Peniculida; Parameciidae. The record is from RefSeq and is a predicted model, not a curated record.
AUGCAUCUGCUACAAGGAUAAGACUUGAUUUGCAUGAUUAGAACCAUUUUUAUCUUAAUCACCAUCAUUCGCAUUUGUAAUAUAAAAGAUCUUAGACUUGGAAAUGCCCUCUGUACUGCCUAAACUAUUAUUAAAUUGGUGGAGUAGCCAAGUAGGUUUACAAUAUCUUUGAUCACCUAAUAAAUUAGAGGAAGUAUGUUGAUGUUGAUAGUAACAUUAUUAAAAAGUUACGUCCCUUGCAUUAUUUAACAGGUACAAUAAGUUGGUGAACCAAAAAAUUCAAGGUUUUAAUAAAUAAACAAAUGGAAUAGACUUGGAAAACACAACUUAUGA